Molecule: messenger RNA, 918 nt
Organism: Didymodactylos carnosus
Lineage: Eukaryota; Metazoa; Rotifera; Eurotatoria; Philodinida; Philodinidae
Source: the annotation of a GenBank genome assembly
AUGAUAGUAGACCGGAUUUUUAGAGAUGUUGUUCAGGUUUUCACUGAUUUAGAUUACGAGGUUAAAAUGCCAUAUUAUUUAGAAAAAGGAAACAAGCAACAUACAACUCUGGAGGCGAAUGAAUCGCGUUUGGUGACCAAAGUUAGAUGGACCGUUGAAUCUUUCCAUGCUCGAUUCAAAAACUGGCGGUUUUUUAGCGAUCGAAUUGAAAAUCAAAUGCUUCCUAAACUCGAAUAUUGUAUUAGAAUUAUUUCAGCGUGUUUGAAUUGUUGUCGUGGAGCCAUCGUACAAAAUCAUAACUCUUUAGAAAUCCAAGCAGUAUUUGUAGCAGCAGCAAUGAAAGAUCGAAAAGGAAAAUGUAAUACUCUUUUAGCGUUGAUUGAAACAGGAAAAAUCAGUGCACGGCAACGAUGGAGUGAAAUAGAUGAAGCAAAUAUUGAUUUUCCUCUUAUGGAUUUAGAUGAUCUGAAACUUCUCUUUUUCGGGUCAUGUCAAAUUAAACCGAGUAUUACGUAUGCGGAGGAGCGUUUAAGUAAUGUAUGUCCUGAAUUGAAAAAAAUGAUAAAUAAUCUUCAAUUACCAUUACCAUCGUCAACAAAUACUCAACAAUCAUUGACAACAUCAGAUAAAGUACCUCAGCAAGUCGCAUCACCAAAUCUUAUACCUAUUAUAUCACCAUCAGAUACAAUUCAAUCAAAUUUAACUUUAUCCACAGCAUCUUCUAUCUCAAUAUCAACAGAUAAUAAUGAAAGCAUUAUGCAACAAUCAUCGUCGUUAAAAAUUAAAAGACAAGUGAAAAGAAGAGUUCAAACAAUAGAAUCUUCAUAUAACACAAAAGAGUCAGCAAAAAAACCAGAAGAAGAUAAUUUUUACAUGCUGAACAUUUUCUUGUUUGUACUUCUUCGUUUACUUCUUUAA